AACAAAUUAUGCAGUAGUAUGUCUCUGUUCAACUCAUUACUCAAAACAAAUCAUGCAGUAGUAUGUCUCUGUUCAAGUCACGGGAAUGGUGGUACGUGCACGCGGGAGCUGGAGAGGAUUAUGAUGCGUGCAAUAUCUGCAUCGGAAAUGUGGAUAACAGUCCUGAUGGAUUAGAAAAGAUAAUAGUUGGCUCGCUUCAAGGAAUUCUAAGAAUCUACUGUCCACAAACCAAAGGAGGGAAUCACGAGGACAUGAUGUUAGAAUACCAGACAGAUAGCCCUAUUUUAGGGGUAGACAUUGGGCGACUAGUUGGGGACAGUGGAGUGUACCUAGCUAUACUGCAUCCUCGUAAGGUAGUGGUGUGUAGUGUGAGUGUGGAUACUACCACUAAAGAUACCGGCACCUUUUACAACGUUAGUCAGGUUUACUCCCAUAAGUUGGAGAGGACUGCGUGUAAUAUGUGCCUUGGUAGUUUUGGCAGUGUUAAAAAUAAAGAUUUCAUAUGUGUCCAAUCAAUGGACGGCAUGCUAUCAUUUUACGAGCAAGACAGUUUCGCGUUUGCCAGGUUCCUCCCCCAGUUUCUGAUCCCGGGUCCGCUCUGUUAUGUUCCCUCAACAGACACCUUCAUAACCUCCUCUUCCUCCAACUUUGUAGAGGCGUAUAGGUACCAGACAUUAGCCGUCAGCACUGAGUCUGAGAGCAAGGACCAGAUAAAAACAGGGGCCGGUAAACGGCUCAGAGUUGACUGGAAAACUAACAUAGGGGACAACGUGGUGGACGUUAAGAUAUUUAACUGUGCUGACGACAAUGCUACAACUAUAUUCGUGCUGGGGGAGCACAACUUGUUCGCUCUGCGCGAGAAUGGUGUAAUCAGAUACAUGAAGAAGUUUGAUUUUAACCCCAGUUGUUUCGCGCCGUACGCUAGUCUGAGCGAGGGUACGGUGAAUAUGUUGGUCGCUAACUACUGUCGUACUUGUUACGUUUGGCAGGAUACAACUCUCGCUUGGAGCUCUUCUUUUCAACAUGUCCCCGUUUUUAUUGGGGUUCUUAGUGUCGGACAACUGAGAGGACACAUAGUAACGUUAGAUGAGACGGGUAAAAUAUACGUGUCUUAUCUUGGAACGGACCCGUCCUUACAAACAGCUACUCCUGCUGAAAAUAGAGAAAUUAAUUACGAUGAGAAAGAUCAAGAAAUGGCCAAAUUACAGCAAGUAAUUAGAGAUUGCACGAAACCUAUUGAGCACGCUCCCAAGGUUACAGAUCAGCCUGACUUCUCCAUAUUUGUAGACCCCGUCAAUGGGUUGGAUAUAGUGGGUGUAAAACACGAGGAGUCAGACACAGAAUACCCUACUGUAACCGUAAAGAUAAAUCUGCGAUGCUCUUCUAAAAUAAGUCUGGAUAAGGUGACGUUGACAGUGGCUCCAGAGGUUCCCUUCUACGCUACUCAGAGAUCUGUUGUUUUGACUAAUGUUGGGGGAAAUUCCAUGGAUUCGAUGAGCGGGUCCCUUAGUUACCGUACCUACAAUUUCGGUCCGACGUCGCUGGCAACAUUCUCAAUCUACAACACGGGUCAGAGAGUAGCGAGCGACCUGGUGGUGCCGCUAGUGGCUCACUACACCAACAACCACAACUCUCCCCGCUCUGUUCACAACUCUGUUCAGCUUCCUCUGCAGCUCGUCGUUACUGCUACUUGUCCUGAGAAGACUGCUGCUCAUAAGAUAACGAUAGAGACGAACAAGCCAGCAGUUAACCUACUGGAACUGUUCUCUGAAAUGAACUGCGAGGCGGAGGGAGGCCAGAACGGGUGUGUUGCUUUCAAGUGUGCCUCAGGGGAGAUAGUUACCCUUCUCGCUGCUAAAAACUCUCAGAAGUACAGGAUCCAGUCUAACAGUUUCUUAGCUCUCUACAUUGUUAUAAAACAGUUCCUGACCAAACUUCGGCGUCACUUUGAAAAGAUCGGGGGUCCACAACCACUCUCCAUUACCUUCCCGGGUCCCGUCCCGCUACAAGAGUAUUUCGACAUCAUAGACUCGCGGUUCGAGCUGCGUGUCAGACAGCGCAGUUACCGGGAGAUGUUGUCGCAGCGCGCGCAACAGUUCCGCGCCAUACAGCGCAGACUGCUCACUCGCUUCAAGGACAAGACUCCCUCUCCCCUGCAAAACAUGGACACUUUGCUGGAGGGCACCUAUCAGCAGAUAUUAGCGCUAGCAGAUGUGGAUCUACAGACCACGAAAGCACUAGAAGAAGCGGACCACGCUCUGAGCACAGCCACCAAACUGCUGCUGCUGCUGGUGAAGCUGUGGUGUCCUGCGCUGGAUGAUAAGCAGUCUGCUGUGCUGCAGUCCUGUCUCACUCCAGAUGUGAAUAGUGCGGAUGAUGUGGGAUGGGAGGAAAUGGUUGAUGCGAGUAUCACGAUGUUGCUGAGAACGUGCCUUGCUAAAACAACCAAGGAACAGUCAGUUGUGGCAGCGUCAUUGAAGCUACCCUCGGACACGACUAAGUUAAAGAAGCACAUUGCACUGUUACUGGAGCGGCUGAACAAGGGCGGAACUCUGUCUCUCAAUACUUUCUCUGAGAAACAAUCUCAAAGGAACAAGGAGCAGGUAGACAGUGGAAGUUGAGGUGAAACAGAAAACCACCCUUCAUGGGGAGUAGUGGAAAAUGAGGUCCAGGAUUGCUUGCGGAGAAGCUCUGACUUUUCUGCAGAUGAUUAAUUUAUCAGAAAAAAUGAUUUUAUUUAAACCGGGAACAAUACUGUUACAUUGAAACCCAGCAGUUUAGUGGUUAGAUUAGUUGAUGGUUUGUCUACUGGUGUUUGUUUCUCGUUUCAAAAUUCAUCACCACGGUUGGAAAAUUAAUGUUGAAUUUUUGAAAGUAGCACAAAAUUCUCUAAUUUUAAAUGUAAUAAGGAGUAGCUGUAUAUUUGUUGUUGUAUAAUGUAAAAUUAUGUACAGUGUAUAUCUAAGCUUGAUUUUGGUUUUUGCGUUUCAAGGAAAACGAUGAUUUUUGAAUAUUGAUUCCCUCAUUUUAUAGUUUAACUUUAUAAUUAUAUGUAUCUGGAUUCUGGAAUACUUAACUGAUUUUCUUUUCCCCGUUGAGUGACUACAGUCAUCUGCAUAAACCGUUUAUGAAACUAUUACUGUAUUAAUAAAAUGUUCGCAAUGGGAAGUGGAUUAGAUUUUUCACUUUAAUGACAGGGAAUGAAAUUGAAAGGUUUUCCAUGUCUUCCAAAAAUGAGUCCUUUUUUGUGAAAUCUGAUAUGUACAUAAUGUAGAAAUUAUAAUAGUCAAUAUGCAAUAGCGAUCAGAACAUUUAAACUUACAGCUUCAGUAUUAGUGUUU
This is a messenger RNA of Bolinopsis microptera, 3341 nucleotides long. RefSeq names its product protein PTHB1-like. Bases 63 to 2621 code for a protein of 852 amino acids. The record is from RefSeq and is a predicted model, not a curated record. Gene Ontology annotation, biological process: cilium assembly. Gene Ontology annotation, cellular component: membrane; BBSome. The transcript has 15 exons. Gene Ontology annotation, molecular function: protein binding. Lineage: Eukaryota; Metazoa; Ctenophora; Tentaculata; Lobata; Bolinopsidae.